AAGGAGGGGGAGAGAGAGAGAGAGGAUAGAGAGAGGCAACGUCAUCGAAAGAGACCAGUCUGAGAGUUGAGUGAGUGAGUGUGAAAAGAGAAGAAGGAGCGAAAAACUGAAAGGAAAGAACAGCCUGGAGGGCUGAGAAAGGAAGGGAAGAGGACUUGCCCCGACCAUUCCCUUUUUCAACACUUUUGUGGAGGAGGAGGAGGUAGGGGCUGUGCCGAGAGGGACAGCUCAGAGGCAGGGGUAGCAGAGCUGCACACGCCGUGGAGCGGGGAGAGGAAAAAGACAAAUUGCUCCAAAGGAAAUCAUGCGAAUGUAUGCUGCUUCCUUGCCCAGUGUCAGAUUUCACAAAAUGAGAGGCCACUGCAAGAUCACUUCUACAGGGCUCGACCAGCUGAGGAAGGAUGCCAGCUGCUAGCACCAUGACAGCAGCAUUGCUGCUCUGCACCAACACUGACAACUGCAUCUACCAAUCAGUCAACGGGCUCCAGUGUUGUGGAUUGAAGUUAGGGGAGGCUCCUACCUUGUCUGCCCGCCGGCCGGACGCGCCCCGGGAGUCCUGUCCCCGGGAAUCUGCCCCCAAGCGCCCCCUCUCCCCCCUUCCCGGCCUGGCCGACGGCCUGGCUCCUUCCCCAGGCACCAUGCUGGCCCACAAGAGAGCAACCACCGCCGACCCGCGCUCCCCCGCCACGGAGAACGGCCUAGGGGGCUCCGCCAAGCUCACCAGGACCCCCGCAGCCCUGAAGACCUCCGCCAGCAUCCGGGACAAGAUCUCCCAGUGGGAGGGCAAGAAGCAGGACCCUCCUGCCCUGGCCACGGAGCCGUCCCCCAUGACCCCGGGACAGAGGGACGCGGAGACGGCGAGGAGGAAGGAGAAGACCUCGGAGGUCCAGAGGACGGACAGUAAGAGGUUCGCGGGCUGGGAGAGGCAGGAUUCUGGGAAGGAGAACUCAGGAAAGCUGGGGGAUUUGAGGCCUAAGUCCCCAGAAGGCCCCUCCAGGGAGAGAGAGUUGAUCCUGGAGAGAGGUCCUAGUGGAAAACUCACAGAGACCCCUCAGGAUAAGAAGUCAGUUCUGACUCACAUUAAGAAACUGGAGCAGGCGAUGAAGGAGGGUCCUUCCAAGCCUUCCCUGGUGUUGCCUGGCAACUACUUCAGCCCUCCGUCGAAGGAGGAGCAGGAGGAGGCUGAGAGGAGGGCCAACGAGCCCAUCUUCGGGACUCUGGACGUGGUCCGGCCCGCGGGCACUCGGAGGAGGCGCCGGGAGGGCGAGGACCCUGAGAACGUGUACACUGAACCGGGCGUUCCCUCAAUCAACCCUCUACCAAAGCCCCAGCGCACCUUCCAGCACCACACCCCGCCCGGCGGCCCUGCCCACGCCUCGGGCCCGGGCCUGGGGAAGGGACGGAGGAACCUGCCCCCUCUGCCCUCCAUCCCCCCGCCCCCUCUGCCCACCUGCCCACCUCCAGGGGGGUGCAGGAGGCCCUGGGCGGACAGGAACAGAGACAGCAACAACAGGAAGUCGUACGAGUUUGAAGACCUGCUGCGAUCGUCGUCGGAGGGCUGCAGGGUGGACUGGUACCAGUCGCGUCUGGGCCUCGCACGCACGCUCUCAGAGGAGAACGUCUAUGAAGACAUCCUAGACCCUCCGUCGAAGGAGAACCCGUAUGAAGAUAUAGAGUUCGAGAGAAGUUGCCUUGGAAACAAGUGCGUUUCGCCCCUCCCCCCUUCGCCCCCGGCUCCAGACACCCCAACAAAGCUCUCCUGUAAACCAGGCUUCUUCAGGCAGAACUCAGAGCGUCGCAGCUUCAAGCUUCUGGAGCUGCGCAAGACCAACCGCGACGUGGGCGUGUCCUCGCCGUCCCGGACCAGCCCCCCCUCCACGCCCAGCAGCCCCGACGACACGCCCUGCCUCUCAGGAGACCCCUGCAACCGCCGCCGCCGCAAAAUCCCCAAGAUGGUGCUGAAGAUCAACGGUGUGUUCGAGGCCAGGAGAGGGAAGAAGAGGAUGAAGAGGGUGUCCCAGUCCACCGAGGCCAGCUCGGGGAGGGUGACGGACGACAACAGCGAGUCUGAGAGCGACACCGAGGAGAAACUGAAAGCCCACAGCCAGCGCCUGGUGUCGGUCCAGUCCAUGUUGAGGCAGACGAGUCGGUUCCGGACGCUGGAUCGAGACCUGCUGGAUGUUCAGGAGAGGAAGCUGUUUGAGUACUUCCUAGUGGUGGCUCUCCACAAGCCCAAGGCUGGGGCCCCCUACCUGCCGGAGGUCACACAACAGUUCCCCUUGAAGCUGGAGAGGAGCUUUAAGUUCAUGCGCGAGGCCGAGGACCAGCUAAAGGUCAUCCCUCAGUUCUGCUUCCCCGACGCCAAAGACUGGGCUCCAGUCGACAGCUUCCCCAGCGAGACGUUCUCCUUUGUCCUGACCGGGGAGGAUGGAAGCAGGAGAUUCGGCUACUGUCGGCGUCUGCUGCCCAGUGGGAAGGGCCGGAGGCUGCCGGAGGUGUACUGCAUCAUCAGCCGGCUGGGCUGCUUCGAGCUCUUCUCAAAGAUCCUGGACGAGGUGGAGAAGAGGCGGGCCAUCUCCCCAGCCCUGGUCCAGCCCUUCAUGAGAGGCAUCAUGGAGGCUCCCUUCCCUGCUCCUGGCAGGACCAUCACUGUGAAGAACUUCCUGCCAGGCUCUGGGACUGAGGUGAUCCAGCUGUGCCGUCCCUCUGACUCUCGCCUGGAGCACGUGGACUUCGAGUGUCUCUUCUCCUCCCUCAGCCUGCGUCUGCUCCUGCAGGUGUUUGCCUCUCUGCUGCUGGAGCGCAGGGUCAUCUUCACCGCCGACAAGCUCAGUACCCUGUCUCAGUGUUGCCAUGCAGUGGUGGCUCUGCUCUACCCCUUCACCUGGCAGCACACCUACAUCCCCGUGCUCCCCCUCUCCAUGCUGGACAUCGUGUGCACCCCCACCCCCUUCAUUGUGGGGCUGCUGUCCAGCUCCCUGCCCCGGCUCAAAGACCUGCCUAUUGAAGAGGUCCUGGUGGUCGACCUCGGCAACAGCCGCUUCCUGCGACAGUUGGAUGACGAGGACUCGAUCCUGCCCCACAAGCUGCAAGCAGCCCUGGAGCAUGUCCUGGAUAAGAGGAAGGAGCUGGCCAGUGAGAAAGGAGACUUACCCAACGACUCCUGCUGUCUGAGCACCGUGGUGUCGGAGGCCUUCGUCCGCUUCUUCGUGGAGAUGGUGGGCCACUACCCCCUGUUCCUGGGCGGGGGGGAGCGAGACGAGGACUCCUCCCCCUCCUCCCCCUCCUCGCCUGCGCCCUUGUCCUCCUUCCAGCGAGAGCCCUUCCGUAAAGCCGUCACCUCCAAAAGCCUGCGCCGGUUCCUGGAGGUCUUCAUGGAGACGCAGAUGUUCAUCGGCUUCAUCCAGGAGAGGGAGCAGCGUAAGCAGGGACUCAGAGGUCUGUUCGAGGUGCGCGCUCAAGACUACCUGGACUCCUUACCUGGGAGUGAGCAACGAGGAGUCAACAAGUUCCUCAAGGGUCUAGGAAAUAAAAUGAAAUUCCUAUCCAAGAAAUAAAGCCCCGGGAUCAAAAUAAGACUGAGCGUGUGGAGAAAGACAUUGAAGAGAGAAAGACAGGCUCUUUGGAUGGAAUCACAAACCCACUGCGUGAGCAUAGAGAGAUGUACCUGUGUUCAGGAACACGGAAAGAUGUCCCUGUGUUCAGGAACACGGAGAGAUGUAUCCAUAUUCAGGAACCCGGAGAGAUGUACCCGUGUUCAGGAGCUUCUGUCAAAGACGGAGCCCUUAAAGUGACAAACAGAAGUUGCUCAGUAGAUGAAUGACAUUGGGGGAUUCUGUGGAGUGGCAGAACAUGGACCAAAAAUUAUGUUUUAUUGUCGUCAAGACUCAACCAGCUCCUGCAUGGACUCUGAGCUUCAACUGAAAAAGUCGAGUCCUUCCUGUGUCUUUCCAUAACCUCGACCAUAUGAAGAGCUUGCUUUUGUAAAGCUUAGUCAAUACAGAUACUAUUAUCUAAGUGUACAUUCAUGUAUAGCAUAGUUCCUGCUUUAGGAUGUAGUGUAGACUUCUUCUGUAUCUCUCUGUCACUCACAAAUGACCUGUGAAAGUGAAAGGAGUUAGUGAGGACUUUAUUGAAGAUGUCCUUUUGGACUAUGGUCAAUUCCACUUGUAAAGUAUGUUAUACAUUCCAGGUAUUUCUAUAGUCUUAUUUUGUAAAACUUCUUUGUAAAGAGGAGGCUUUGACGUUAAUUUAUAUACUUGUUAGACAAACAACUCCUCCUUUUGUUUCUUUAGAUGAAAGCAAAAAAAAAAAGAAAAGAAAAAUGUAUUGUAGUUUGUUAUGGGCUUUAUUUAUGGAAGUCUAGUUCAAACUAGAAUUGUAGACCACUUUGGGGUUAAUAAGGAUAUGUACCACUGAUGUGUGUCUUGUACCACUGUGAUAGAGAAUUUGAUAUUUGAUUGGAAGAGGAAGGAACACUCAUCAUUUUCAGAUGAGAACGAUUUAAAUGAGGAUAUGAUGUAUUGGUUUAAGGAUAACAUGGAUGUUUAUGUAAGGAAAAUCAAUGUAAUCUAAGCUUUGAAAACACCACUUGCCUAAACUUGAUUUAAAUUGCAAUGAAACUGUAUAAAAUAAAGUGAUUUUUGAUGAAGGA
Osmerus eperlanus (European smelt) is the source of this 4654-nucleotide messenger RNA. Its product is annotated as DENN domain-containing protein 2A. The coding region runs from base 402 to 3557 and encodes 1051 amino acids. Gene Ontology annotation, cellular component: actin cytoskeleton. Lineage: Eukaryota; Metazoa; Chordata; Actinopteri; Osmeriformes; Osmeridae. The transcript has 20 exons. The record is from RefSeq and is a predicted model, not a curated record. Gene Ontology annotation, biological process: retrograde transport, endosome to Golgi.